This is a messenger RNA of Diachasmimorpha longicaudata, 1644 nucleotides long. RefSeq lists its product as uncharacterized. NCBI's taxonomy places the organism in Eukaryota, Metazoa, Arthropoda, Insecta, Hymenoptera, Braconidae. The coding region runs from base 421 to 1644 and encodes 407 amino acids. The transcript has 2 exons. The record is from RefSeq and is a predicted model, not a curated record.
CCCAACAGUUCCUCUAAAAAUCCGAUUGAUGACACUGCUCUGGAAGAGCGAACUUCACCUGUUGAGAAAGAAACUUCUGCGGAUGUUGUACUUCAGGAUUCUUCCUAUGGACGCUGCACUGAUUUGGAGCUGGCGGAGUCAGUAGACAAAAGUCAGCAUAUCCUCAGCGAGACAUUCACUGUUGAAUUGAAUGAUGCGGCUCGCUCUGAUGCAGUGGAAUUGAACCCCGAUAAUUUUCAAGCUGGCGCAGGUCUUCCAGAAAUUAUUUCUAAUCACAGUACUAGCCAUGAGCCCAAUAGCACUCUCGAGUCAGAUAUAAGUGUAGAGAAAAAUGUAAAAAUUAAUUGUAAGAUAAAAUUGGAAGCGACUACAGAGCAUUCCGUCGAUGAUACGAACGAUCGCACCAGUCAACCAGUUAGAAUGAGUCUGAGUGAUUUUUCAUAUCAAGUGGGGAAUCAUGAUGAUAAAUUAAUCGAGAAGAAUGAAGAGACGACAAUCGUUGCAGAAUUGGACCUAGAUGAAAACAAGACGGAAUUACUGGAAAAUUUACGAGAUCCAUCCAGAGUAGGAAAUAUACCGGGAAAGGAGAAAGAAGAUGUCUGUAAGCCAGUUGAUGCGAACGAUUGUACCAGUUUGCGAGGGGGAACCAGUCCAACUGAUUUUCCGUCUCAAGUGGGAAACCACGAUGAAAAAUUCAUUGAAGAGAAUGAAGAUACGACGAUUAUUCCAGACUCAGACUGCGAUGAAAACGAUACUGAGUUGCUGAAAAAUCUGCGAGUCCCAUUCAUAGCAGAAAAUCUAUCGGUAAAGAAGGAAAAAGAUGUUUAUGAGCCACUUGACCAUAAUUUCAACGAAAAAACCUCGACAAUACCUGCAGGAAACAGCACUUUUGAUGAGCUACUCAGUAAGAAAUUUGUGGCACAGAAUGUAACUGUCACGGAAUCGUUUCUUGAAGAUUUACUCCAUGAUUAUGGGCCUCAGUCAGCUCCUAGUGAAGUGGAAGAUUGUGGAGGAGUAGUAACUGAACAAUCAAGGAACAACGUCGAAGUUGACAGUAUGAGGGUCGAUGGAAAUAUUCGGAAAUAUCACAACAGUAAUAAAACACCUUGCGGUUCGCUGAAAAAAUCAGUGAAAACAAAAGGUGUGCCAAAGCUCACCCAGAUUGAGAUUGUUGAGCGUCCGUAUUACAUAUUCAGAAAAACAGAGCAAUGUGUACAGGGUAAUCGUCGCGAAGAAUGUUCCAGGGCUCAUCAUCGUGAAAAACCUGAUGAAAGUGUUAAUAAUGGUCAAAAUGACGACAAUCCUGGAGUGUUUGGUAGGCCCCGAUUCCAUUCCACCAUGUGCGAUUCAAGAGAUGAAGCCACUGAAACAAUACAUUCUCGAGAUGAAGAAAUUACCGAGUUUUCUGAAGAUGGCGAUAGUUCCGAUAAUUACAGUCCAGAAGAAGACAACAAUCAAGAAACAGAUUCAGAUGAAUACACGACAGAGGAAGAACUAGAAAAAGAAUCCCACCCUCCUGAGCCACUCAAUAUCACACAUCAAGGGAAUCCACCUAUCUCUGCUCCAGAUGAUAGAGACUUGCACGUAGAUGUGUCAUCGUCUGGGACAAAAAAACAUUUUUGUCUCUACUGCCAUAAAUUCUAA